Molecule: messenger RNA, 2960 nt
Organism: Cyclopterus lumpus (lumpfish)
Lineage: Eukaryota; Metazoa; Chordata; Actinopteri; Perciformes; Cyclopteridae
Exons: 2
Coding region: 552-2348 (598 amino acids)
Source: RefSeq, a predicted model, not a curated record
UGGCUUUCCCACCACAGGCACAACGGUGUCGAUAACCGAUGCUGUAACCAAGUGAAGUCCAAACGGUAAUGUGGGCACUGAAGGUGUAUUUAUUAUUCUUUUAAAUCAUAUAAUGCCGGCCUGCUAUUCAACGAAUGUCCCCGACAGCUUGUGGCUACAUGCUCAUCUCUCUGCUGGUGUGGACUCCUCUUGUUGUCUACACAGGUUCAACCUUUAUUCAGUGGUAAUGUUCCACCAGCACAAAGGGUGCCAUCAGUGUCAGAAUAUAUGUAUAUAUAAUCAAGUUUAUGAACUUACACUUAUAUAUUAUUGAAUAUGUAUUCAAGAUUCAUUCAUUUGUGUCAUUUAAUGAAGACGGCAUGCUUCUCUUUGUUAGUUUAAUACCACACGUUCACCGAGAUUUCACAACAUGGUUGGUCAUGGAAACUUGGUUUAAAGUCCUGGAAAUGUCCUGGAAAUCCAUUGGUCAAAAUCUGUAUGAACCCUGAGAUCAGGUAUGGAUCAGGUCCGGAUCAGCUACAGAUCAGAUAUAGAUCAGGUACGGAUCAGGUAUGGAUGGAUCAGGUAUGGAUCAGGUAUGGAUGGAUCAGGUAUGGAUCAGGUAUGGAUGGAUCAGGUAUGGAUCAGAUACGGAUCAGGUAUGGAUGGAUCAGGUAUGGAUCAGGUAUGGAUCAGAUACGGAUCAGAUACGGAUCAGAUACGGAUCAGAUACGGAUCAGGUACGGAUCAGGUAUGGAUGGAUCAGGUAUGGAUGGAUCAGGUAUAGAUGGAUCAGGUAUGGAUCAGAUACGGAUCAGGUAUGGAUGGAUCAGGUAUGGAUCAGGUAUGGAUCAGAUACGGAUCAGGUACGGAUCAGGUACGGAUCAGGUAUGGAUGGAUCAGGUAUGGAUGGAUCAGGUAUAGAUCAGGUAUGGAUCAGAUACGGAUCAGGUACGGAUCAGGUAUGGAUCAGAUACGGAUCAGGUACGGAUCAGGUAUGGAUGGAUCAGGUAUGGAUCAGGUAUGGAUCAGAUACGGAUCAGGUACGGAUCAGGUAUGGAUGGAUCAGGUAUGGAUCAGGUAUGGAUGGAUCAGGUAUGGAUCAGGUAUGGAUGGAUCAGGUAUGGAUCAGGUAUGGAUGGAUCAGGUAUAGAUCAGGUAUGGAUCAGGUAUGGGUGGAUCAGGUAUGGAUCAGGUACAGAUCAGGUACAGAUCAGGUACGGAUCAGGUACAGAUCAGGUAUGGAUGGAUCAGGUAUGGAUCAGGUACAGAUCAGGUACGGAUCAGGUAUGGAUGGAUCAGGUACAGAUCAGGUACGGAUCAGGUAUGGAUGGAUCAGGUACGGAUCAGGUAUGGAUGGAUCAGGUACAGAUGGAUCAGGUACAGAUCAGGUACGGAUCAGGUACAGAUCAGGUACGAAUCAGGUACAGAUCAGGUACAGAUCAGGUAUAGAUCAGGUACGGAUCAGGUAUGGAUGGAUCAGGUACGGAUCAGGUACAGAUCAGGUAUGGAUCAGGUAUGGAUGGAUCAGGUACAGAUCAGGUACGGAUCAGGUACAGAUCAGGUACGGAUCAGGUACGGUUCAGGUACGAAUCAGGUACAGAUCAGGUACGAAUCAGGUACAGAUCAGGUACAGAUCAGGUAUAGAUCAGGUACGGAUCAGGUAUGGAUGGAUCAGGUAUGGAUCAGGUACGGAUCAGGUACAGAUCAGGUACGAAUCAGGUACAGAUCAGGUACAGAUCAGGUAUAGAUCAGGUACGGAUCAGGUAUGGAUGGAUCAGGUACGGAUCAGGUACAGAUCAGGUACGAAUCAGGUAUGGAUGGAUCAGGUACAGAUCAGGUACGGAUCAGGUAUGGAUGGAUCAGGUAUGGAUCAGGUACAGAUCAGGUACAGAUCAGGUACGGAUCAGGUACAGAUCAGGUAUGGAUGGAUCAGGUAUGGAUCAGGUACAGAUCAGGUACGGAUCAGGUAUGGAUGGAUCAGGUACAGAUCAGGUACGGAUCAGGUAUGGAUGGAUCAGGUAUGGAUCAGGUACAGAUCAGGUAUGGAUCAGGUAUGGAUGGAUCAGGUACAGAUCAGGUACGGAUCAGGUACAGAUCAGGUACAGAUCAGGUACGAAUCAGGUACAGAUCAGGUACAGAUCAGGUAUAGAUCAGGUACGGAUCAGGUAUGGAUGGAUCAGGUACGGAUCAGGUACAGAUCAGGUAUGGAUCAGGUAUGGAUGGAUCAGGUACAGAUCAGGUACGGAUCAGGUACAGAUCAGGUACGGAUCAGGUACGGUUCAGGUACGGAUCAGGUACGGAUCAGGUACGGAUCAGGUACAGAUCAGGUACGAAUCAGGUACAGAUCAGGUACAGAUCAGGUAUAGAUCAGGUACGGAUCAGGUAUGGAUGGAUCAGGUACGGAUCAGGUACAGAUCAGGUAUGGAUCAGGUAUGGAUGGAUCAGGUACAGAUCAGGUACGGAUCAGGUACGGAUCAGGUACGGAUCAGGUAUGAAUCAGGUACGAAUCAGGUACAGAUCAGGUACAGAUCAGGUACAGAUCAGGUACAGAUCAGGUACUCACUCUCAGCGAUGGCUCCCAGGUCGAUGUUGCCGUGUUCGUCUUUCACCGUCACCGCCAGGACAAACGGGUUCUCGGUUCCCUCGUUCUCUUGUUUGGUCUGCAGUCACACAAACGAACAGACGUUAUAGUCGGGUCAGCGAACGCACCACUGAUGAACAGGUGAGUCAGCAGGUGAGUCAGCAGGUGAGUCUUACCUGAGUGGAUCUGUGAGUUUCGGAGUGCUGGCUCUCUGUGACGGACAAAUCAGACAUUAGAACAGAGAUCCAGACUUCAGUCUCAUUUCCACCAUGAUUUCAUGCUACAGUUCAAAACACAAAGAGGUUGAAUGAAAAGUUGAGUCCUGGUCCUCUAUAGACCUCAGCUUAGUCCUGGUCCUCUAUAUGAUCUCAGCUUAGUCCUGGUCCUCUAUAGACCU